AGGAACCACAGCUCCAUCACUGAGUUCCUUCUCGUUGGGAUGUCUGCUCAGCCCUGGAUUGAGGCUCUGCUCUUUGUACUGCUCCUAGGGAUUUACAUCCUGACCGUGGCGGGGAACUUGACAAUGUUGCUGGUGAUCAGGGCUGACGCCCGCUUGCACACCCCCAUGUACUUCUUCUUGAGCAACCUAUCAUUCCUGGAUCUUUGCUUCUCUUCAGUCACUGUGCCCAAGCUGCUGAAAGACCUCCUGUCUGAGAAGAAAACCAUCUCACUGGAGGGCUGUCUGACUCAGGUCUUCUUUAUGUUUGUCACUGCUGGGACUGAGGCAUUUCUUCUGACAGUGAUGGCCUAUGACCGCUGUGUUGCAAUCCGCUACCCACUCCUCUAUGGCCAGCUGAUGAGUGAUGGGCUCUGUGUGAAGCUGGUGCUGCUCUCGUGGGCCCUGGCGUCUCUCAAUUCAGUAGUCAUUUUACUCUUGGCUGUUAAUCUGGACUUCUGUGGGGCCCGAACCAUACAGCACUACACCUGCGAGCUGCCCUCUCUCUUUCCUCUGUCCUGUUCAGACAUCUCCAUCAGUGUUGACAUCCUGACCUGCUCCACCUUACUGCAUGCGCUGGGAACCCUUCUGCCCAUCCUUUUCUCUUAUGGCCGCAUUGUGGCCACUGUCCUGAGGAUGAGCUCCACCACAGGCAGAAGCAAGGUGUUCCAAACCUGCUCUUCUCAUCUUACUGCGGUGAUCCUGUUCUUCGGGUCUGGCCUGGCUCGCUAUCUCAUGCCCACCACAGGUUCCUCCCUAGAUUUGCUCUCCUCCCUGCAGUACAGCGUGGUCACCCCCAUGCUGAAUCCCCUCAUCUACAGCCUGAAGAACAAGGAGGUGAAGGCAGCUGUGAAGAGGAUGUUAGGGAAAUGCUCAUAUUAA
Molecule: messenger RNA, 918 nt
Organism: Octodon degus (degu)
Lineage: Eukaryota; Metazoa; Chordata; Mammalia; Rodentia; Octodontidae
Product: olfactory receptor 8S1-like
Exons: 1
Coding region: 40-918 (292 amino acids)
Biological process (GO): G protein-coupled receptor signaling pathway
Cellular component (GO): membrane
Molecular function (GO): olfactory receptor activity; G protein-coupled receptor activity
Source: RefSeq, a predicted model, not a curated record